Frankliniella occidentalis (western flower thrips) is the source of this 3669-nucleotide messenger RNA. RefSeq lists its product as uncharacterized. The transcript has 4 exons. The record is from RefSeq and is a predicted model, not a curated record. NCBI's taxonomy places the organism in Eukaryota, Metazoa, Arthropoda, Insecta, Thysanoptera, Thripidae. The coding region runs from base 1370 to 3319 and encodes 649 amino acids. Gene Ontology annotation, molecular function: protein binding.
CGAUUCGAUUCGAUUCAAGUUAUUUUAAAGAAGAUUCGAUUCGAUUCGAUUCGACUUUGAAAAACCUCAGUUCGCACACCUCUAACUGUUUUCAAUAGUACUGAGACACUGCCAAAAUUCUCUGUAAUUUUUGUUGACAACGCAUGAGCACAUGACUGAUCAUUAAGCUGUAUAACGACUGACAUACUCUCUGGGAUGCUUGUGCUCGUAGGCUAUACCUGAACUUCCUAUCCAAGAUUUUCCUCUAACUGAAUUGUACUGCUAUCACUAUAGAAGUAAACAAAAUCAGAUUUGAUUAUUGUUACGAUGUAAAAGUUAUACCUUAGCACAAUUUGUUGCCAAAGACAUGUAGGUGGUGACAAUACAAAAUAAAUUUUUGGAAGUUCUAUUUAGUGAGCUGACUGUGGACUGUCAAUGUGUAGUGAUUUGUUUGUAUUAUGCUUCAUUAUGUCUUUGCAAACCAACCAUUUUGGGAAACCCUCGCCUUUUGUGGUCAUCAAAUAAAUAAAAUAAAAUGCAAAUGGUAGAAUUCAUUUUUGAAAAAAAUCUAUCUUGAAAGCAGAUGAUACAAAUUUAAGAAUAGGUCUUCUAAUUUUCUCUCCGAUUUAGCUGUUUAUGGUUUGCGCUAGGUCUCUUCUCCUUUAGUUUGCUUCCACUCUUGUACCCUAUCGAGAGUUAAAGCUACUGACACCUUGAUAUUAUUAUUUAUGUAUAAUUUUUAAGUUAAGUAUAAUGUGUUUCAAGGUAUCAUCUGCUAAAAAUAAUCCAUAAUCACUAAUUUCAUUUAAAAAUCUAAGGUUCCAAGGUGGCUUGGUAUCAGAUCAAACGCGCAAAAGGAAAAGUGAAAAUCCAAAACAACGGUGUUGAGUCAGAGAACGCCUCCGCGAUAGGCAACACAUAUCACAUCAAUGCCCAAAGGUGGCCUACUUCCCAGGAGCCUCACUAGCGGUUGGAGGGGGAUGGCAAAGGGGCAGCACCAGGCACCACUUUCCGAUUGCACCCUAUCCCCUGCCCCCUCCCUCUCCACCUCCUGCGUCGAAGGCCGUUGCCUCCAUAGGUAUCCACGCGAACGAUUAGUCACGAAAACGAAACUUCAGAACAGCUGAACAAUGAGGAAAUCUAACCCAAUCAUCUGAACGCCAACUGACUUUCAUUCUUGACUUAGCGAGUAAAACACAUCCUUCCAAAUUGUUUGGCCAAAAAACUAAAGAUAGCAGCACCUGCUCAAGGUUUGCUGUGGCGCACAUGCCGUCCUUUCAAAUGGACUGACUGCAAUGUGACCCAAGAAGAUACCUAUUUUGUAUCACUUGAAACUUGAAGAAACCAGAUACGUCGUCUGUCUGAAGACAACUCACAUUACUUGUGGGAAAUGGAAGAAACAACUGGCGCGACCGGCGCGACACGCCCCGUCGUGGACAUGGCGAGCAUCGUGGAUCACGACAACGGCACCUCCCUGAAGGUCCUCACGGUCCCCGCCUCCACCCUCUUGGAGGACAUCAACACGGCGUAUUUAGACGCGUUCAACCGCGCGACACGCGUCGCCGUGGACGUGGAGAGCAUCGCGAAGAGCAUCGUGAGCGUCAAGGAGGACGGCACCCCCGUUACUGCCCCCACCCUCAAGGAAGAGGUCAAGAAAGCAGAAGCAGACGCGGCGGUCCAGACUCGCGUGACUUCGCGCGCCGUGGACAUGGCGAGCAUCGUGGAGGACGGCGACGACGCCUCCCUCACAGUCCCCGCCACCCUCUUGGAGGAUAUAAACGAGGCGUACUUGAGGGCGUUCAACCGCGCGAAACGCCCCGCGGACGAGGAGAGCGUCGUGGAGGACCACGACAUCCCCGCUGCUGUCCCCGCCCUCGAGAAAGAUGAUGGCGAGAAAGAAGGCGCUGUGCUCCAAACCAGCGCGACAAGCGCCAUUGAGGAUGAGGACGACGACAUCCCCGCUACUGUCCCCGCCCUCGAGGAAGACGAUGGCGAGAAAGAAGGCGCUGUGCUCCAGACCAGCGCGACAAGUGCAGUAGAGAAUGAGGACGACGACGACGAUGAAGAAGAAGACUUUGACGACGUCGAAGAUUUCGACGACGACGAAGACUACGAAGACUACGACGAUGACGAAGACUAUGAAGACUUGGAAGACUACGAAGACGACGACUAUGACGACGUCCCGACCCUGGGCGAGAAAGUAGACGCGGCGCUCAAGAACCUGGAGUGCCCCUUCACGUGGGAUACUCCCCCGAUGCAGUCGCACCAGAUCGAAGACAUCCUGGUCAAGAACAAGGGCCGCAUGCCCAUGAUCUGGAACGAGGUCAUCAUCAUGGCCAAGCUGGCCUACACGUUCUGUCAGAAGAAUCAACCCCUGCGCGGCUUCCACUGCCUCGUCGAGGCCUACAUGCGCCUCCUGCCCGCGUUCGACGAGGGCGACGAGCUGGUGCGCGACUACUACGAGGCCCUCAAGCACCUCGUCGACGCCACCUGGGCGCACAUGUGCCGCCUGUCCUCGCUCACCUCGGAGUACCCCGACGAGUCCCUUCGCGACCUGGCAGCGCUCGUCGACGGGCUCACGCCGGGGAAGUCCCUGCGCCCCAGCCAGCGGUCUGCACUCCUCAUCGUCCGCGCCAAGUGCGCGCAUUACCCAGACAGCGUCCCCCUGGCGCGGGAGGCCAUCGAGAUGUGGCCGGACGAGGGCCACUGGCACACCGUGCUGGCCAAGCUGCUGUGCUCGGGCCGCUACAUGCAGAAGCAGCUCGGCGAGGUGUACUCGCUGUACUCCCAGCUGGAGCAGAAGAAGGCGGCCAUGGCCGGCUUCGAGAAGCGCAAGACCGUCGAGGCGUACCUCAUGCUGGCGAGCGUCCACCAGGACACGGGUUUCUGCUCUAAGGCCAUGGAGAUCAUGAAGGAGGCCGUGGAGGCGUUCCCCAGGUCGUCGUGGGUGCUGGUGGAGGCGGCCGAGAUGGCCCGCGCGCUGCCCAAGCCGCAGCGCGACACCCGCAGCGCCCUCCGCUGGCUGCGGCGCGCCCUGGAGUGCCCCGGCGGCUCGUGCCCCUACGUCAGCUACCUGCUCGGCGUCCUGCUCCUCGAGCGAGGGGACAACAUCGAGGCCCGGCCGCACAUCGCGCGCGCCGCCCCCCAGAUGGAGGAGGCCAAGGAGCUGCUCAACGUCCUCAACUCCAUGGGGGCCAGGUCCGCCUCGCCCUGGCAGUUUGUGCGGAGCUCGAGCGCCUCUAGCAGGCUCUUGGACGGCAUGCGAUCGCUGGGCUUCAGUGUCUUCCGCGUCGAUGGCGGGGCCACCAUCCCUGGCCGCUCUGGACGGAAGAGGUUCUAAGACGGUCUCCCCCGUGUGCUCCCUCUCGCCCUUCAUCCCCCUGACUUUGACUCGUGAUGAUGUGGUCGAGUGGUGCCAGCAGCAGCUUGCCAUAGGCUUGAAGCCGAUGAUAGUGAGUGAAAAACGUUCAGUGCAACGGGGACUAAAUUGAUGAACCUUCUGGAUCUGAUGUUUUCUGUGUUUGUAGACACGAUUUUGUUGGUGAUGUAAUUUUUAGAAACAGUACUAUUCAUAUUUUGAUGUGUGGACACGCUUUUGUUGGCGAUUUAAUUAUUAGUAACAAUAUUAUAUUUUGAUACGUAACUGUUCAUUGUGAUCUGACAAUUUUACUUGUUUAAGUUGUUAGAAUG